UCACUACUGUAUAUUGCUCUCUUCCGUAUUUAGUGCUUUUUGGUUGUCACACAUUUCUGUCACCAAAUAAAUAAAUCGGAGAAUUUUAUUUUACGAAACGAAUUUAUUUCAUAGUGACUUAUAGUUAUUUGGAAUAUUUUAAUAUGGCUGAUGACGAAGAACGCUUGCUACCGAUGCUCUUCUUUCAAGAAACAACGGGUAAAAGAGAUUUCAGACACGGCGAAAUAAAACCAAAGAUCGAAACAGUUUAUCAAGGAAAAUCUAAGUGCAUUAGGAUACGUCCUCCGCCUUUAAAGUAUUUUCAUACAAUGAACGAGUGGAAGGCUCCUACCUUACCGAUGGAGCUGUUUGUUACGCCUAAAGACGUUGUGCGCACCAAUCCUCGACUUGGACAACGGACUUAUGAACGUCCUCCUGAUCUGAAUUUAGCGCAAGUUCGGAAGACGCGUCCUCGCCUCGUGAUGACGCCGGCCGUCAGCAUCGACGAUAUGGAAGACGAGGACGCUCGUCAGAUUCUCCUCAAAAACAUCUACAAAGCGACGGCGACAAAAUCCAUGGAAGAUACUGCAGCUUAUUUCCCGAUCAAUAGCGUGCAGGCGCCCUUCCCGGGGCUGCCUGCUGCCGCCAAUCCGUUUGUGUUCCCGAAAUUAAAUCCAUCUUACGUAUCGCCGGAAUGGCGAAUGGACUCGGUGACGUGGGAGAAAAAGCGUCUUCGAGCCUAUUGCAAUCCGACUAAAGAUUUUUGGAUGGAUCAGCAAUUACCCCAAUGCAGAGCAUGCAGAGAGUAUGCUACUAUGAAAGCAUACAGAACUAAGCGUCGACAAAUGAAACCGGGAAACCGUUAGCAUCAUAGGCACCUACUGAGUAUACACAACAGAAGUUACUUUCCUAACUUGUUACAUUAAAAUUUAUUUUAUAAGUUUAUAUUGAUUACGUUUGUAA
Manduca sexta (tobacco hornworm) is the source of this 942-nucleotide messenger RNA. RefSeq lists its product as uncharacterized. The transcript has 5 exons. The coding region runs from base 144 to 845 and encodes 233 amino acids. The record is from RefSeq and is a predicted model, not a curated record. NCBI's taxonomy places the organism in Eukaryota, Metazoa, Arthropoda, Insecta, Lepidoptera, Sphingidae.